Australozyma saopauloensis is the source of this 1452-nucleotide messenger RNA. RefSeq names its product sphinganine kinase (gene LCB4). The transcript has a single exon. Gene Ontology annotation, cellular component: intracellular membrane-bounded organelle; cytoplasm; membrane. Bases 1 to 1452 code for a protein of 483 amino acids. Gene Ontology annotation, biological process: phosphorylation; sphingosine biosynthetic process. The record is from RefSeq and is a predicted model, not a curated record. NCBI's taxonomy places the organism in Eukaryota, Fungi, Ascomycota, Pichiomycetes, Serinales, Metschnikowiaceae.
AUGCCAUCCGAAUCUCUCCUACCAAAUGCCAUAGGAGCAUUGGUCGACGAUGGUAUCCAUAUCACCUGGCGCUUGUCCAAUGAAACGACGUCUCUGUCGUAUAUCUGCUGGCCGGCUGCAACGGAAGAGGUGUCUCAUAUUCCAUACCACAGCAUAGUGUGGUGCUCGCCAGUGGCGGACACAGAAGACGUGUUCGAGAUCAGCUAUGUGACGCUCAUCAGCAAACUCCACAAAAUGAAACUGAUCUUCGUCCAGCUCUCAGAGGCAGGCUACCAGAGCAGCGAACGGUGUGCUUCUCAGAUACUCAGUGCCGCGUAUACUGGUAGUUUCCACCAGCCGCGGAUUCUUCUUUUGCUCAAUACGAAGGGUGGAAAGGGCGAUGGUGCGGCUAUUUACAAGAGCCAGAUAGAACCUAUAUUGCGUGCUGCUCGCACCCAGUUCACUUGCAUCGAAACAACCCAUUCCAAGCAUGCCAUGCAGAUCGGACAGGAGGUGGACAUUUCCAAAUACGACAUUGUCGCGUGCUGCUCAGGUGAUGGUAUACCGCACGAAUUUAUCAAUGGUUUGUACAAACGUCAAGAUAGCGCCGACGCAUUCAACAAACUUGCUGUGACCCAACUCCCUUGCGGGUCUGGUAACGCGUUCUCCUUGAGCACAUAUGGAACAUGCGAUUCCGGAUUGGCUACGCUUGAAAUGCUCAAGCUGUCAACAAUGAAGAUGGACGUCAUGUUGUUACAACAAAGAGACAACACUUUCCUUUCCUUUUUGUCCCAGGCGUACGGCGCCAUCGCAGAUUCCGACAUUGGAACCGAGCAUCUCCGGUGGAUGGGCCCGGUACGCUUCGAGUUGGGCCUUGCCUACAAAGUGUUCACCAAGGCAAGGUAUCCGUGCGACUUGUACGUGAAGUACGCUAUUGAGAACAAGCAGCAGAUCAAGGACCACUUCAGGCUGUACAAUAAGUAUCAGGAUUCCAAAGUCACCACAGAAGUCUUAGAGGUGACGUCUGAAGAAUUGCGCUCCAAGUAUCCAUCAAUCACUUCGUCGAUUCCAGAUGAUUGGAAGGCUCUUCCCUCCCAAGAAAUGGACAACUUGAGCAUUUUUUACGUCGGAAACAUGCCCUAUGUCCUGACAGAUGCACAGUUCUUUCCUGCUGCGAUUCCCGACGAUGGGUGCAUGGAUCUAUUACUAUUCAACAGUAAGAUGUCUGUUCUAGACUAUACCAACCUUCUUCUCAACGUGUCGAAUGGUGGCCAUGUCCACCACGAUGAGGUGCGUCACGCAAAGGUCACUGCUUAUCGUUUAGUUCCUCGUGUAGAUCCAAAACACCAUUACAUUUCGAUUGAUGGAGAGUCUUUUCCUGUGGAACCUAUACAAGUCGAGGUGCUCCCCAAGGUACUCACAGUGCUUCUGAAAGAUAAAUCGUACGUCGAAACGCGAUUCGGAGAACACUAA